AGUCACGUUACCGGGACCGGCUGGGCGCCGGGCGCAGGGCGCAGCCGAGCGGGGCGGCGACCACAGGUGCCCGCGGCCGGCCGGGGACCCACCCGACCCGGCCCGCACCCCGGCCCCAAACCCGAUUCUGGCCGCAAACCCGACCCCGACUUCCCUGGGUCCCGGCCCCGACCCUCUGGACCCUGGACCCUGGGCCCUGGACCUCGGACCCUGGCAGUGACCCCUGAUCCCGGACCCUGACUCCGAUCCUGGACCCCGACCUCAGACCCCGGCCCUGACCCUGAACCCCAGACCCCGGACUCUGACUCCCACUCCGGACGGGCCUUCCCGACAUGACGGGUCUGGAGGAGGACCAGGAGUUCGACUUUGAUUUCCUUUUCGAAUUUAACCAGAGCGACGAGGGCGCCGGGGUCGCCCCAGGGAGAACUUCGUCAUCAGCUCCGUGGAGUGUUCAUGGCGAGGUUUACCCUAUCAGGGCCUUCAUUUCAAAAUUUGUCUAAUUACGGAGAACUCAUGCUUAGAGCAUUACAGCUAUGUGUCCUCCAAUAUCAGUCCGGGCCUGUCCCUGCCCACGGCGCACCCCUCCCUGCCGGUGCAGUGCCACGACAUGCAGACGUCAGCCCCCGGCCUCUCCGCCGUGGCGGCCGCGAGCCACCCCUCGGGGUACGGAGCCGCUGUGGACGGCGGGCCCUCGGGCUACUUUCUGUCUUCCGGCCACGUCAGGCCCAACGGAGCCCCGGCCCUGGAGAGCCCCCGCAUUGAGAUAACGUCCUACCUGGGGCUGCACCACAACAACAACCAGUUUUUCCACGACGUGGAGGUGGAGGACGUCCUUCCCAACUCCAAACGCCCCCCUUCCACCGCCACCCUGAACCUGCCCAACCUGGAGGCCUACCGGGACCCCUCCUGCCUGAGCCCGGCCAGCAGCCUGUCCUCGCGCAGCUGCAACUCCGAGGCCUCGUCCUACGAGUCCAACUACUCGUACCCGUAUGCGUCCCCGCAGACGUCCCCUUGGCAAUCCCCCUGCGUGUCCCCCAAGACCACAGACCCUGAGGAGGGCUUUCCCCGAGGCCUGGGGGCCUGCAGCCUGCUGGGCUCCCCGAGACACUCCCCUUCCACCUCGCCCCGCGCGAGCAUCACAGAGGAGAGCUGGCUGGGGGCGCGCACCUCCCGGCCCUCGUCCCCCAGCAACAAGAGGAAGUACGGCCUCAAUGGCCGGCAGCUGUCCUGCUCCCCGCACCACUCGCCCACGCCGUCCCCGCACAGCUCGCCGCGGGUCAGCGUCACGGACGACACGUGGCUGGGCAACACCACGCAGUACACCAGCUCGGCCAUCGUCGCCGCCAUCAACGCCCUGAGCACCGACAGCAGCCUGGACCUGGGCGACGGCGUCCCCGUCAAGGCCCGCAAGACCGCCCUGGACCACUCUCCCUCGGUGGCGCUCAAGGUGGAGCCGGCGGGCGAGGACCUGGGCACCACGCCGCCCUCGUCUGACUUCCCGCCCGAGGAGUUCCCCCCCUUCCAGCACAUCCGGAAGGGCACCUUCUGCGACCAGUACCUGUCGGUGCCACAGCACCCGUACCCAUGGGCCCGGCCCAGGUCCCCCACGUCCUACGCCAGCCCGUCUCUCCCUGCCCUCGACUGGCAGCUGCCGUCGCACUCGGGGCCCUACGAGCUGAGGAUCGAGGUGCAGCCCAAGUCCCACCACAGAGCCCACUACGAGACGGAGGGCAGCCGGGGGGCCGUGAAGGCGUCGGCGGGGGGUCACCCCAGCGUGCAGCUCCACGGCUACCUGGAGAGCGAGCCCCUCACGCUGCAGCUGUUCAUUGGGACGGCGGACGACCGCCUGCUGCGGCCACACGCCUUCUACCAGGUCCACCGCAUCACGGGGAAGACCGUGUCCACCACCAGCCACGAGGCCGUCCUCUCCAACACCAAAGUCCUGGAGAUCCCGCUUCUGCCAGAAAACAACAUGAGAGCCAUCAUCGACUGCGCCGGGAUCCUGAAGCUCCGGAACUCGGACAUCGAGCUGCGCAAGGGGGAGACGGACAUUGGCAGGAAGAACACUCGCGUGAGGCUGGUGUUCCGGGUGCACAUCCCGCAGCCCAGCGGCCGCACGCUGUCGCUGCAGGUGGCCUCCAACCCCAUCGAGUGCUCCCAGCGGUCGGCCCAGGAGCUGCCUCUGGUGGAGAAGCAGAGCGUGGCCAGCUGCCCCGUCCUGGGAGGGAAGAGGAUGGUCCUGUCCGGCCACAACUUCCUGCAGGACUCCAAAGUCAUCUUCGUGGAGAAAGCACCAGACGGCCACCACAUCUGGGAAAUGGAGGCGAAAACCGACCGAGACCUGUGCAAGCCAAACGCGCUGGUGGUCGAGAUACCGCCGUUUCGCAAUCAGAGAAUCACCAGCCCCGUCCAAGUCAGCUUCUACGUCUGCAACGGGAAGAGGAAGCGAAGCCAGUACCAGCCCUUCACCUACCUGCCUGCCAAUGUUCCAACCAUAAAAACAGAGCCCACCGAUGACUACGAGCUGGCCCUGACCUGCGGACCAAUGAGCCAGGGCCUGAGCCCGCUCCCGAAGCCCUGCUACAGCCAACAGCUGGCUCUGCCGCCCGACCCGGGGUCCUGCCUCGUGGCCGGCUUCCCGCCCUGCCUCCAGAGGAGCACCAUGAUGUCUCCGCCGCCCAGCACCAGCCCGAAGCUGCACGACCUGUCCUCCGCCCCCUACAGCAAGGGCAUGGCCAGCCCGGGCCACAGCCCCCUCGGACUUCAGCGGCCAGCUGCGGGGGUCCUCGCCGGCCCUGAGAUGCCCAGGCCCGUGGGUGUGCACCCCGGCUCCCCCCAGCAGCCGCCCCCAGCCCUGCUGCAGCCACAGGUGAGUCCACAGCUGAGCAGCAGCCGUCCCCCGGGUGGCCAGCCAGCACUCUGUCCCCACAGCCCCUCGACUGCACUGCCAUCCGGUACCCAAGAGCCGACCUGUUUGCAGUCCUGCAGCCCAACCCGCCCACCCGGGAUGGGCCACCAGCAGCACCAACUGCCGAAGGUUCCGGAAAAAGAGCCUGCAGCCGCCCGGCCUCUGCCGCUGCCCGAGGUGCGUGAGGACAGUAAUCAGGGUCUGGCCCCCACUCCCGUAUCGGUCAAGCGAGAGCCUCAGGAGUUGGACCAGCUGUACCUGGAUGACGUAAAUGAAAUAAUACGAAACGACCUCUCCAGCACCAGCACCCAUUCGUAGUUGGCAACAUCGGGACUCACUCAGGAGCCACAUGGUGUCGAUGGGUGACAGUGGAGGUUCAGCAUCCAGACUUCUGACUAAAUAAACUGAGCACAACUGGUACCACUCAGAACUUCCGACUUACUGAAGAUGUGUUAUACGUACAAAGAAGUAGCUCUUUAACAGGAAGGAGGGAAGGAGGGAGGGAGAGAGGGAAGGAAAGAAGGAAGGAAGGAAGGAAGGAAGGAAGGAAGGAAGGAAGGAAGGAAGGAAGGAAGGAAGGAAGGAAGGAAGGAAACUCCAUCUGCUGAAGGAAAAGUCAUCUCAAGAAGAAAAUAAAGGGUGGGCUGGAGUGAGCGUAGGAGACAGACUGUGUGACGGCACCCCCAUGGGAGUGACCCCUGUGGCAGCCUGACCCCAGUGCACCCUCGGGCACCCCUGGAUUUCAGUACUGGAAGUGCCUUAUUUAAUCCAACCACAGCAUCAGGGCAUCUUAGACGUAAGCAUUAAACUUGCCACCAGGAGAGUAUUUAUUGGAGCAAAGCUAUAAAAACAUUUCAUCAAGAGGCUUGAUCAAACUUUGCAAAAAGCAGGCGAACACUGGCAAGCGAGGCAUUUGUGAGGAAAACUGAGCGUUCGUUCCCUACUUUAUUUCAGCUUUUCCUGGGCGGCUGUGCUAUAUGAUUUUGUUGCCUUAUUCAGUGCAUUUUAGGGAUCUUCCAGUGUUUCAUCUCAGCUCUUUCAUAAUACCCUUCCCUCCCCUGUGUUCCUAAAACCAUAGGCUUGUCCAUUGUAGUAUGCUAGGAUUUCGUUUUUAAUCUGGCUUCGAAAUUAGCACAAGUAGGUUGAAUAGCAGAAGAUAGGUUACUGGACAAGAAAAGAAAUCUGUCACAGGACAGGUCUUGCAUUUGCAUGUAUGUACAUAUAUAGGCACAUAUUUAUGUAUAAAUAAGAAAUAGGUGGUCUGCGGUCUUGGCCCAGCAAGGGCUUCUGCGCCAGCAAUAACCAGCAUCAAACCUGGCUCUUCAGCUACUCCCACUGGGCCCGUCACCCCCGACAGGCCUACGUUUUUCUCGUCUCGUGCAGAUAACCGAGCACUUUAGGAGCCGGGGGAGGUGCGCUCAGAACACCCUGUGUUACCACAUGGUGAAAUUGGAAAGUGACUGUAAAUAACAUUAUGAAGGGAGUGUAAUAUAUUUGUUCGGCUAUAAGAUUAUUAUUUCACAGAAGCCUUAUAACUCUGCUUCAUGUAAGAAAAUAAUUACCAAAAACGUUUUAAUACGCGGCGAUUGUAGUAGGUUUCAGACUAGUUACUGUUAACAGAUAGGGUAGUGUAAGCUUUACUGCUGCAUUUUGUACCGUUAACAGCUUCUUACACAUUACUCCUAGCCACAAUUUAUUGUUUCACGUAACCAAAAAAAAAAAAAAAAAAAGCAUGGUUUAAUUAAAACAUGUUUAACCUGAUACUUGUGCCUUAGGAAGUUAUGCCCCCUCCUGGAACCUGCCUGAACUGCAGCCGCGAGUGCAGGCUGUAGGUCCUCAUUGAACCUAACGCGACGGUGGAGACUCUCCCACCGAAAAAGUUAUUUUUAAAACGUUCUUCUGUAUGAGUAUGUCUUACUUUUUUAACUCAACGAACAUGUGAAAGCCACAUUGGUCACAUGUGCACAUAUCGGUGAAGAAUUGAAGAUGUGUGGCUACGUGUGCGUACACACGGUCCUGCUCCCCGCAGGCGCCCCUCCUGCCUGUGACCCCAGAACCCGCCUCGCGUGUGGCAUCGUAGACUUGCAUGAAACACUUCUGAUGGAUGUCAUGUGGAAAGGGAAUGUUUGAUGUUUGCGUCCGCUAUCUCUGUAGUUAGGAAAUAGACCCAAUAAAGCAACACUUUCUCGCUGGA
Molecule: messenger RNA, 5102 nt
Organism: Myotis myotis
Lineage: Eukaryota; Metazoa; Chordata; Mammalia; Chiroptera; Vespertilionidae
Gene: NFATC1
Product: nuclear factor of activated T cells 1
Exons: 11
Coding region: 608-3226 (872 amino acids)
Biological process (GO): calcineurin-NFAT signaling cascade; cytokine production; regulation of transcription by RNA polymerase II
Cellular component (GO): transcription regulator complex
Molecular function (GO): transcription factor binding; RNA polymerase II cis-regulatory region sequence-specific DNA binding; DNA-binding transcription factor activity, RNA polymerase II-specific
Source: RefSeq, a predicted model, not a curated record